Molecule: messenger RNA, 819 nt
Organism: Naegleria gruberi
Lineage: Eukaryota; Heterolobosea; Eutetramitea; Acrasida; Naegleriidae
Exons: 1
Coding region: 1-819 (272 amino acids)
Biological process (GO): pseudouridine synthesis
Molecular function (GO): pseudouridine synthase activity; RNA binding
Source: RefSeq, a predicted model, not a curated record
AUGAUGACUUCAUUUAUGAACCAGUCCCUGCCAAACAUUCCAAUUAUUUUUAAAAGUAGAGAUGUACUUGUUAUUGAUAAACCAAACGAUUUACAUAUCGAUGGAGAUUAUGAAUUAACUGUGGAAAAAUUAAUUAAUAACUACUAUCCGGAAAUGGAAAAUCCACUAGAAGAAAUUCAACAUAAACCCGGGCACACCCCAUCAAGAAGAAAAUUAAAAUUUUGUCACCAACUUGAUUACGCCACUUCUGGAAUAUUAUGUUUGGCAUUUACAAGAGAGAGUUGUGCCAAGAUUACCUACCCUUUUCAACAGAGAACAGCUCAAAAACAAUAUCUUGCUGUUUUGAGAGGACAUGUAUUAAUUAAUGAUUUUGAAAUUUUGACAUUCAUUGGGGAAGAUCCAUCAGAUGAAAGAAAAUUUAGAAUGAGGAAUUUUUAUCUUGGAAGGGAAAAGACAUUACUAUCUGAAUUAAAUACUGAGGAAGAAAUUCAAGAGGCGAAAAAGAGUAGGGAAAGUCUAACAUUUGGAUCUGUUUUAUGCAGAGGGUUUUACCAUAAAGAUAAUGAUACAAUACCAGUUACAAAAGUUUUACUAAGACCAAAAACAGGAAGGAGGCAUCAACUCAGACUACAUACCCAGUUGCUAGGAUUUCCAAUACUUGGUGAUGCUACCUAUAGUCUAUUGGGAAGAGAUGGAGAAGAAGGUGUUCAUAGGAUGAUGUUACACGCUUGGAAUUUGACUCUUCCUGGAGUUUUUGAUGAUACCUUAACAACCCAAGAUCCCUUUGAAGAGGUUCAAUACUUUAGUUGGAGUAAAUAA